This is a messenger RNA of Ipomoea triloba (trilobed morning glory), 1875 nucleotides long. Its product is annotated as glucomannan 4-beta-mannosyltransferase 9-like. Gene Ontology annotation, cellular component: Golgi apparatus. The coding region runs from base 79 to 1668 and encodes 529 amino acids. The record is from RefSeq and is a predicted model, not a curated record. The transcript is spliced from 8 exons. Lineage: Eukaryota; Viridiplantae; Streptophyta; Magnoliopsida; Solanales; Convolvulaceae. Gene Ontology annotation, molecular function: mannan synthase activity.
ACAAACGUGUACAAGCUAAGAACCCUUUAAUUUCCCCCCCUCUUUCUCUCUAGUGAGCUAAGAACCCUGCAGAGAAAGAUGGAACCCAUUGCAGUGUUUCCGGAGGGUCUUGGCAUCAGCACCCAAAUUGGAUUGCUAUGGCAGCAAGUUAGGCAGCCAUUGUUGGUGCCAUUUUUGAGGAUCAUGGUGUUUUUGUGCCUCGCAAUGUCUCUUAUGUUGUUUGUCGAGAAGGUUUACAUGGGCAUUGUCAUGUGUUUCAUUAAGAUUUCCAAUCGAAAACCCGAGAACAAGUACAAGUGGGAACCCAUGAAGAAGGAUGAUUUGGAGAUUGGAGACUUCGCCUACCCUAUGGUUCUAGUUCAGAUACCAAUGUACAAUGAAAAAGAGGUUUAUCAACUAUCCAUUGGAGCUGCUUGCAACCUUUCAUGGCCAGCUGAUAGACUGAUCAUUCAAGUUCUUGAUGAUUCAACUAAUCCCACCAUUAAGGCAUUGGUCCAGCAAGAGUGCAGGAGAUGGGCAAACAAAGGAGUGAAUAUAAAGUAUGAAAUCAGAGAAAAUAGAAAUGGUUACAAAGCAGGAGCCCUCAAGGAAGGGAUGAAGCAUAGCUAUGUGAAGCUAUGUGACUAUGUAGCCAUCUUUGAUGCUGACUUUCAACCCGAUUCCAAUUUCUUGUGCCGCACCAUCCCUUUUCUUGUGCACAAUCCCCAAGUCGGCCUUGUUCAAGCUCGCUGGAAAUUCGUGAAUUCUGAUGAAUGCAUGAUGACAAGAAUGCAAGAGAUGUCUUUGGACUAUCAUUUCCUAGUGGAGCAAGAAGUUGGGUGUGCAACCCAUGCAUUUUUUGGCUUCAAUGGAACUGCUGGUGUUUGGAGAAUUUGUGCUCUGAAUGAGGCUGGAGGUUGGAAGGAGAGGACCACUGUGGAAGACAUGGACUUAGCCGUCCGAGCUGGUCUUAAAGGCUGGAAAUUUGUUUACGUUGGUGACGUUAAGGUGAAGAAUGAAUUGCCGAGCACUUUUCAGGCAUACCGUUAUCAGCAACACAGGUGGUCAUGUGGCCCUGCUAAUCUUUUCAAGAAAAUGGCUAUGGAGAUUAUCAGAAACAAGAAAGUGUCCCUGUGGAAGAAGUUAUAUUUGGUGUACAGCUUCUUCUUGGUCCGGAAAAUCGUGGCCCACGUGGUGACCUUCGUGUUCUACUGCGUGGUUAUGCCGGCGACGGUGGUGAUCCCGGAAGUCCAAGUCCCGAAAUGGGGAGCGGUUUAUAUCCCUUGCAUAAUCACCAUGUUGAACGCAAUGGGCACGCCCAGGUCCUUCCACUUGCUGGUUUUCUGGGUUCUCUUCGAAAACGUGAUGUCCCUCCACCGGACCAAGGCCACCUUCAUCGGCCUGCUUGACGCCGGCAGAGUUAACGAGUGGAUUGUCACCGAAAAACUCGGCGACGCUCUCAAGACCAAAACACCCGCAAAGGCCGCGGCUAUGCUAAACAAACCUCGCAUUAGAAUGGGGGAGAGGUUACAUGUCUUGGAGCUUAUGGUUGCAUUCUACCUCUUCUUUUGUGGGUGGUAUGAUUUCUAUUUUGGGAAGAACAGCUUCUACAUAUACUUAUUUCUUCAAGGCAUGGCGUUUUUCAUAGCAGGAAUUGGUUACGUUGGUGUAUCUGUUCCAAGUUCUUAGCUCAAUUUUAGAUUAUUUUUUUAAAAUAUUUUUGUGAGAGUAUAUUUUUAUCUUAAGUAAUUACUAUUGUUUCAAAAUUAUGAAACGGUAGCAUGCAUUAUAUGUUCCUUAUUAUUUUUAGUAGUUUUAUUGCAAUAAUAUUAAAGAUUAAAAUUCCAAUAAUCUUUGUAAUUGUGAUUUUGUAUCUUGAAGAACAGAAAUGAAGAA